Messenger RNA from Planococcus citri (citrus mealybug), 4152 nucleotides. RefSeq lists its product as uncharacterized. The coding region runs from base 156 to 1214 and encodes 352 amino acids. NCBI's taxonomy places the organism in Eukaryota, Metazoa, Arthropoda, Insecta, Hemiptera, Pseudococcidae. The transcript is spliced from 2 exons. The record is from RefSeq and is a predicted model, not a curated record.
UUUAAUAACGUAAGUACUUAAUUACUAAAAUUGGUCCAUUGAAAAAAGUAUGUAUAGCUAUAUCCGUAAAAGUCGUAUUUUAUAGACGAAUGUAAGAGGUUUAGAUGUUGAAUUAGUAUUUAUUUUUUGUGGGUACGUGGUGAUGAGAAGUGAGCAUGUUGCUGAAUAACGUUUUUUUUUUACUUUUGGUUGCGAAGAUUGCAGACGUUUGUUCAACCAGUAUCAUAGCUAACAAGAGAGCAUAUGUGGAUCCAAAGUACUACAACUUCGUUGCUAAGAAAAUCUUCCAGGAUACCGAUUUGUUGUUGAAGUUCAUCAAUGGUGCCAAGUGUCCGGAUUGUGAAAAUCCAAAUCAUUACAAAUCCAUAACGCACGUCGGUGAAGUUCAAAAUCCUGAUACAAGAAGCUGGGAAGAAAUUGCAUUCGAUGUUGCGUGUCUGAGUAACACCGGGAAUAAAACAAUUGUGGAGAUUCGAGUUGUGAAAGAAAAGUACUCUUGUUUCGGCGAGAGAUCUCAAUACUACGUAUCAAGAUUAAUCCACGAUCAGUUGUCGUCGUUAAACAAACGAGUCCUUCAUACCGAUCAAGAAUACGCACUACUGAAACCAGUGCAUUUCAUCGCGAUUCUGGAUUUCUCACUUUUUCCGGGCGACGAAUUCAUUUCGAAUCAUUUAAUGUUGGAUAAAAAAACGCACGCUAACCAUCUAAACCUUUCAACGUACACCUUCAUCGAACUGCCAAAAUUGAAGAAAGCGGGCUACGAUGUCGAAAAAUACGAAACAUUCAUUGCAAAGAUGUCUUACCUGUUUUGGUUCCAACGUUCGGAAAAAAAAUAUACCGAUUGUUUAGUAGAGUUAUUCAAACGUGAUCCCGAUAUCCAAAGAGCCGCGAACUACGCGAACCCUGCACAUUGGAAUUCAGAGGAAGAAGCCGAAUACCGAGCGAUACAGGACACUGAUGAUCUGUUUGAGGAUGUGAUGAAUACAUGUCAUUUAGAAGCUCUUGAACAAGGUCAUGUAAAAGGUUAUGACCAAACUUUUAAAAGCGGUUGUAUAAAAGGUGAUGAAAAAGGUUCUAAACAAAUAGCUGAAAAGUUGAUCAAGAUUAAGAAACUGUCAGAUGCAGAGAUCGCCGAGUGCACAUCAAUGAAGGAACCCGAAAUCGAGGCUAUGAGAAAACAAUGGGAAGCUAAGAAAACUUAUGGCAGUUUUUGAAAAAAAAGAAGGUUUUUUUGUCAGUUUUGUAAAAAGCAAAAUGUAUUUAAUAAUUCUGAAAAACUGAAAGACUUUUUGAAAAUCAUUUUCAUUCGUCGUUAUAUGCCAUCAAAUCGUAUUAUGUAUUCUCCAUAUUUAUUUACUUUUUCAUUUUUUUCAAAUUCUUUCAUUUUUAAACGUUUUUAUGGCAAUUUUUUUACCUAUAUUUUUGUGGGGGGACCGCGUCUCCCUGCGCUCCUCCACAAAAAAAAACCUGAUAGUAUGACAAUGACAUUUUCUUCCAAUAAUCGCAAAACCACGACUCAAUUCAAGAAGCAACAUUCUCGCGAAAUUCCAUAAAAAGAAUUGUAACGGAAAACGUAUUCAAAUCAAAGAUCAAGAGUGGGAGGGGGCGCUUAUAAUCCAAAAUUCAAGAAUAGAAGACAUUAAAAACCCUGAAAAAAAUUCACAAACGUUUCAAAAAAAUAAAUAAAUAAAUAAAAGAAAAUGGAAAGGAAAAAAAUGCAAUAAAACUAUUGAAAUUGACGAAUAAAAUCACCAAAACAGGCAGCAGAGGAAAGAUCAAGAUCUGGUGAGAAAAAAAUUAGCCAAAGAAUAAUGUUGAAAAACAUCAAAAUCCCUUAAGAAUAAAAUCCAGAAGCAAAAUUCAAAAAUGAAAAAUGAAGAAAAAAAUCUCCGAAAAUUAGAGAAAUUCUGCUAAAAUCUAAACAGAUGAAAAAAAUUACGAGGAUUUCAGAAUAAAAAUUCGAUCAACUCCUCAGAAAAAAUUAGAAUAAAAUGCACAAAAAUUCAAGAAGAAACAUCGUAAAAAAUGGGGGGAAAUCUCACGCAAAUUCACGAUAAAAUUGCGAAAAACUUCAAAAAAAUUUAGGCACAAAAGAAAACAUGAAAAUUCGGGGGGAAAUCGUGGAAAAAUUGAGAAAAAUAGAAUCUAUGAGAAUUCAAAAGGAUGAAACGAGAAAAGAAUCAAAAAAGCCCCCAAAAAAAUCGAAAUAAAACAACAGAGUCUCGAAGUCCAAAAAGAAAAAAAAAACUCAAAAAUUCAAAACAAAUAAUCUGUCAAGAGAGGAAUUUUACCAAAAAUUCAGCAGAAAAAUUACUAAAAUUUGAGGAAAAAUUAAGAGAAGCUAAAAUAAAUAUUACGAAAAUUCAAGAAAAAAUGUUUCGCCCAAAUUAAGAAACAAAAUUUAAGGCAGAAAAACGAAUCAGUAAAAUUCAAAACAAAAUCAUCGAAAUGAUGAACAUGGAUAACUCUCGAAAAUUCAGAACACAAAACUCACGAGAAUAGAAUGUAUAAAUUUGGAAAAAAGAAUCAAAACAUUUUCGUGAAAAAUAAUUGAAAAAUUUCAACGAAACUUACGACAAUUCAUGGAUGAAAAAUAAUUUAAAUUUUGAAAAAAAAAUGUUCAAAGAGAGAAAAAAUUCAAAGGACAUCUUUAGUAGAAUGAUGAAAAAAAAUUAAAAACGACCAAAAAUUGUCGAAAUAAUGUAGAAAUUUUGCAAGAAAUAAAUACAACGUGUAUUGAAAAUUAACUGAAAUUGAUCAAAUAGGUGUCCAUUUAAUAAAAUCGAAAAUUUGGAAAGAUAUUACUGAAAAAUCACGAGAAUAUAAAAACGACCAAUAACACGAUCGAAAUGAUGAAUAACUUUUUUUUUUAAUUUCAGGAACAUUCUUUAAUAGAAUGAUCUCAAACGAAGAGAAAUAUCAUUCAAAAAUAUGAAAGUAUCCGUAAAAUUGCACAAAAAAAUUACUAAAAGCUGUAACUUGAUGAUAAGUUAAUUUUAAAAAGAUUACGAGAAAAUUCAAAAUUGACUAAAAUUGAUCAAAUAAGUACACUACCUACUUGUAAUUUCAAAAUCGAAGCUUGAAACAAGUUAUGUAAAAUAAAAAUCACGUGAAUACAAAAAUAACUAAGAGCUGAGCGAAAUUUUACCCAAAUCUUUGUUUUUAAUCUCAAAAAUAUUCUUUAAAAAAAUCAUCGGAGAUUAAAAUUGCGUAAAAUGAUACUUUGAAGUACAAAAAUGAAAUUGUCAAAAAAAACAAUUAAGUAUUAAAAACCAUAAUUCAAUGAGGAUAAUAUUUCAGUGAAAUUAGGAAAAAUUGCAAAAAACUUUUUAAAAAAUUGUCCAAGCUAUUGUAAAUCUAAGAUUAUGAAUACCUACAUAAAAGCCUCGUAAAUUUUUGCAAAAAAAAACCACAAUGAAAAAAAAUGUUAAACAUAAUAUAACUCGUACUAGUACAAAAUGAAAUUAGCGAAUUGUUGAAAUUAAAUGAUCGUCUUAAAAAGUUGUACGUAUAGAACUGGUUAGAAAAAAAAUUCCAUUUGAAAUAACUCACCAGCAAUUGGGAAACUGAUUCCAUCUUCGACAACUACGUUGUAAAAUCCGUUGACGAGCAUCUUUUACAAAUCUAUUCAUUUUUUCAUCUCCUUUGCAAUUAUUGCCAGUAUUUUUUCUUGUCGCAUGUUCUGUAAAGACAAACACCAGAUAAGUUUUUCAUCUUCAAAUAAAACGAAAGAUCACAGAUGGAAACAUACAAAAAUUGUAGGUAUACAAGUACAGAACAGCAAAGAGAUGAAAAACACCUCGUCUUCAAGUUACUAUCAAUUGAAUAACUUAUUGAAAUAUGUAACUUACCAGAGGAAAACUGCUUCCAUCUUCGACAAUUACUUUGUGAAAUCCUUCAAUGCGAGCAUCAUUCAGGUACGUUCAUUUUUUCGUUGCAUUCAAUUAUAGAAGACCACAUUCUCUCCAUCUUGGCAAAGUAUGUCCGCCAUACUUUACCCCUUCACGCAUCAUCACGAACAAGAAUACCCCACCCAAAGGACUGAGAAUGGGUUGAGGGAAGAGGAUUUCUCAAGGAACCCGCGCCAGUAUCGAUACCGGGUACGUCCAGGAGAACCUGCGCUACGUCUUCCCCCGAGCGUAGCGAUCUUUA